Messenger RNA from Equus quagga, 2597 nucleotides. RefSeq names its product progonadoliberin-2. Lineage: Eukaryota; Metazoa; Chordata; Mammalia; Perissodactyla; Equidae. The transcript has 2 exons. The record is from RefSeq and is a predicted model, not a curated record. The coding region runs from base 1831 to 2367 and encodes 178 amino acids. Gene Ontology annotation, biological process: multicellular organism development. Gene Ontology annotation, molecular function: hormone activity. Gene Ontology annotation, cellular component: extracellular region.
ACUCAAAGAAUCAUUUUCACUAAACCACAAAGCAAACGUUUUCCUAAAAACCUACUUGGUUAACCAAUGCAUAAAGGAACAAAGUCUGUGUAUUUCCCAAAACAAUUUAACUGAACAUACAAUCGACACGUUCGUUUUAGGUGCUUGCUAAAUAAGUCAGUUUGGAAAUUCAUCUGUGCCCUCCUGCCUGGGCAGCUGAAGUCCAGGUGCCCAAGACCGAUUGUAGUACCCAUUAUGCCAUCCCCUCCCCCAUCUUUGCCACAGGAUUUGAUGCACAUGCUCUCCCAGUGACUGGCCACCACGAUGCCCAACCUGACCCUGGCCCUCACAUUUGCUGUUCAACCCAAAUGCGGAGAUUGGCUAUUAACCCUGUAAAUAGGCCUCUGCCCCCCAGAGGCUGAUGGUUCAUGGUGGAAAGCUGAGCUGACGCAGACUGAGGGGCGGGAGCCUGUUUCUAGCAUCCCAGGGCAGCUGUGCCUGAAUCCAUGUGUGGUACUGUGCUGAGCACAGGAUGUGGAGGGUUUGGAACCUUGGGAGGCAAAAUUAUUCCUACCCACUGCUGAUAACCCCACAGAAGCUGCACUGCCCCCUUAGCUGGGCCCCCUCUCAUGGGCCUGCUUGGAGAAGAGAGAGGCCACCUCUGGGUAGGUGUGCCUCACCUGAACCUGCCUCCAACUCAAGUGACCCAGCCCUGGUGCCCAGGUGUGUGGAUGAGGUCUGUGCCACCAACCCAUUUUACAGGUGGGCAAACAGAAGCCCUCAGGGAAGGUGGUCAUAGCCUCCCCCAGACCUCUUAAUUCUUAGGCUGCCAUUUUUCCUCUGAAGAGAGUUCUGAGCUGGUUGGGACCCAGGGAGUCACCAGGCUUUCCCCCUCUCCCAGCUACAAUUUCCUUUUCAGGUCACGGUGGGCUGUGAGGGCUUUCUAGACCUAAGGGCAGGAGCGUGAGGAUGUGCAGCCUGGGAAGUAGUAAGAUGAUUCUCCAGGGCACGGGCCAGGCUGCAGCAGGAGCCCUAUGACUUCAGAUCCCUGGGAAGAUGCAGGGAGGGAGCAUCUGUCUGGUGAUCCUAGGGCCAGCACUGAACGUACACCAGGAAGGGAAAGGGGUAGGUGGCGAGCUGCUCCCUUCCCUCUUUGAGAUGUCACUGCAGUCUUGGCCUGGAGCAGGAGGUGGAGCCACCUGAUCAAUAAGUCUAGGGCUGGCUGGCUGUGGUCCCACUGCUGCCUAGAGGAGCCACCUCAAGGAGCCACGCUGUCCACAGCUCUCCCUUGGUGAGUGAGGAGGCUGCCCUCUCAAGGGCUUGGACUUCUGGAUGGAGUUCCAUCCUGGGUGCAUGGCACACUGCUCCUCUUCCCCUCCCAAGUCCCUCUGUCCCUGACUCAUGCCCAGAAAACCCCCUUCUACUCGUCCCCCAACAACACUCUGUUCCUGUGCCUGUGGCCCCUAGCAUGGGAGGAACAAGGGGUUAGAAGCACUUGUCCCUGUCACCACCACACAUCCAUUCCACAUUUCUAAGUGCCAUGGAAGAGAUGGCAAGCCACAGAGGAAAAGGGCAGGGAAGUUGCCACUCUGGUCCCCCAGCACCGGGUGCCCCAAGUGCCCCCACAUUGCUGCCUGUCUCAUGGAGAACUCCCUGUCCAAAGUCUCUGUACCCCUCUCCAACCUUCUCCCACUUCUGGAAUCCCUGAAGGAAGAAGGGGUAGGCCUGACCAACUAGGGAGGACCCUCAGCUGGCGAGGCUGGGAGUCUCUGUAUCCCAGCGGCUCUGGGAGAAAGCUAGUUGCCAGGAGCCCUCAGGGUCCAGACUCCUGUACUCCUGGGAUGAGGAGCAAUGGCAGAAGAGAGAAGGGCAUUGGGAGACACUAAAGCUGCCCCUGAAGUGCCAGUUGUCCAAGGGGACCCUCAAGGAAGAGGCAGGGCGUAUGCAUGGGAGUGUCAGACUCCUUCAGUGCUGUCCACUAUACAUGGGAGCAGUGCUGCCAUGGCUAGCUUCGGGCUAGGCCUACUACUGCUGCUGCUGCUGCUGCUGACCACCCACCCUGGAACUUUGGAGGCUCAGCACUGGUCACAUGGCUGGUACCCUGGAGGAAAGCGAGCCUCUAGUUCACCCCAGAACACCCAGCAUGCCCUUAGGCCCCCAGGAAGGAUCCUGGGCACUGCAGCAAGCAGCCCAGGCCAGAUUGCCCAUAGCUACCCAAGCGAUGCCCUGGUUCCCCAUGAGGACAGUGUGCUCUGGGAGAGCAGGACCAUGGCUCCGUGGCCCCUCCACGGGAAGCAGCACCUGGUACAGAGACUGCUGGUAAGUAGGGUGACAGGCCCCCAGCAUUGGCCACCAGUAGCCAUCAAGACUAAGAACUGGGGGUUAUGAGGGGAGGGAGGCAUGGUGAGAUACCACUGAGCUUGGUGCUCUUGCUGCCCACAGUAUGGUGCCAUCUGCUAUCUUAUUUCCCAGAAUUCUACACAAUGUGUAAUACGUUUAUGUUAAAGUAAAAUCACUAGUGGAGUAGAAGAAGAUAAUUGUACUAAAAACCUCCAUAAAUAAGACAGUGGUGGCGGUGGGAUUCCCCAGGCUUCUUAACAGUCAAGAGAAACCAGUAA